This is a messenger RNA of [Torrubiella] hemipterigena, 2929 nucleotides long. The record is from the annotation of a GenBank genome assembly. NCBI's taxonomy places the organism in Eukaryota, Fungi, Ascomycota, Sordariomycetes, Hypocreales, Clavicipitaceae.
CCUACCAACAGGCGUAUGCCGCCCUUGCCCUCCACUAACCCACUCUUCUGCUGGCUGCGCCCAGCGCUGAACGAAGCAGAACAAGGCCCCAGCCAAGAGCCCGUUUUCGCCCCCUCCGAUGAUUCCAACACUUUCCCUCUCGCUCCUUCCUCCUCUUUCCACCUCAGUCACCUCUUCCUCCCCCUUUCACUCUCCUGUUGCUCUGACUUUCCCUCCCAAACCUCGCCCUUUCCCUCCUAUUUUUCCCCUCUCUUAAUUAUUUCCCUCACCAGAGACGCCCGAUUUCUUUUUGUUGGUGAUUCGAGGCUUUCGCUAGUACUCGAUUUUCUCAUCAUCACUCUUUCAGGCUCUCAUUUUCCCUCUUUCCUCCCAAAAAUCCAUUUGCGCGCGCGCCUUUGGCUGUUUGCGCACCCCUUGUCGCUGCAUUUUCCGAGGCGAGGCGACCCAACGCAUCCCCCGGUUUCGACACGACGCUCUCGUUUCUUCCGAGAGGGGCCUGGACACAUCACCCUUCAGCUGCUGCCUAAGCUCUUUUUGGCCACCCUCCAUCUGGGUUACGUCAGCAGUUCGCACGUCAGACCCACUUUUCUCUCUUUCACGAUCCUGACUCAUCAUUUCGUUUGAGUCUUGGAUCUGAUAACACUGGUUGCGACAUAGUCCUUUGUCGCAAUCCUCACAGCGUCCUCAUGUUUAACUUUUGGGCAUCAGGUUCACGUGCAGACGAGAAACCUGAAGAUUUAAAACAUCAAGCCUAUUUGCAACAGAAUCCCACGCCGUCGCCGACUGCCUCGCUCGGGCCGGCAUCGCCCGGCCUGCAUCCGUCGAAGCGGAAGCUUCAAGGCCUGGACGAUGUCGACGAUUUAAAUGACCACCACUCGGUGAAGCGUCGCAAGUCUACCGGCAGGGUCACUUUCGAAGAUGACUUACCACUGUUGAAGCACCAGGACCCUCUUGAUCGUGCUAGAGACGAAAUCCACCAUCAGUUUGGCGUAGAAAUCCUGCUCAAGCAUGAUGAGCUACGCCUGAUCAACCAGGAACUUGCCAAAUGCCAAAUAGCUCUCGAACAGCUGCGACGCUGCCACUUGAUCCCGUAUCCAACUGCCUGUCCCACUCCGGAACAGAUGCUCAAUAUUAGCAGUGGCACCGGCCCAGCGCUUGCCUCGUAUCCUGGUGAGAAGGUUCCUCAGUGGGCAGCUCCUUUUGGCGUCACUGAUGGUCCCUACGCUCGCCACUACGCCAAGUGGCUCAUUCCUGAUCCAUCUUUUGAUGGCAUUCAACCCGAAUGGCAGUUUACUGCAGAGGCAACUCGAGCUCGACACUCCUUCGCUGAUGGUCGCUCGACUCGCAAUAGUUUCGGUGAACCCGUCGCCGUGAGCCGCAAUGGGCGCCCAGUUCGUGGCAACGCUGGUGCAAAGCUUGCUGCACUCACCGCAGGCUAUCCACAGCCCAAGGACAAGGCCGGCCCUUGUGUUCUUAAGCGCGCUGAUGGACAGACAGUAAAGCUCGUCUGCUUGGACUGCCACCGUGAGAACUUCUCCAGCACGCAAGGCUUCAUCAACCAUUGUCGUAUUGCACACAAGCGUGACUUCAAGAGCCACGAGGAAGCUGCCGUCCACAGCGGCCAGCCUAUCGACGCUCCUGACGCCCCCCCUUCUGCCACAGCUGCCGCCGCCGCCGCCGCCGCUGCCGCUGCUUCUACUACAGCUACUGCCAUUGCCGGCGAGGAGAGAACCUCUGUAUCUUCUACUCCGACAUCCACGGCUGUGCAUCCCUUUGCCCGCAGCGAUAUGACCGAACUCCAAGCAUACGCGGCGUUGCGUUCCCGCAUUUCCGACUCGCUCAACAUGUACUAUCAGGGCAAGCUUACUGGUGUAUCUGCCAUUCCUUCGUAUAAAUCAAAGAUAAAGAAGAGCUCUGCCACUUCCAAGUCUUCCGAGACGCCUUACCUCGACCGAUUUAUGCAAGGCCGUAAGCUUGAUGGCAAGCUGGACGAUAUUGUGACCGAUGCAAAGAAGCAAAUUUCAAUUGACGACAUUGCUUUGGACGAAUAUUCCGAUGAGGGAGACGAUACUAUUACUCCUCAACCAUCAACACCUAACGUCACUCGCACGCCCGGAAAAUCAUCCAUCACACCUCGUCCAAUGAGUGCCAAGGGACGCUCUGUCAUGUCUACGCCGUCCGUUGCAACUCAACCUACACAGGCAUCCAGCUCACCACUUUCCGACGAAGACAUGGGCUUGAGCCCAACUGCUCUUACCAGCAACAACGCACCAUCUCUGGUUAGCGACGACGGAGAGUAUGACGACUCUGAUGACGGAUCAUCAAUGUCCGAGGGGAGUGAAAGCCUCGACGGUGAAUCCGUUUCUGAUGUUGCUGAAAUCACUCUGGAUGAAGAGAACGAGGCCCGUUCACUGCGUCGCGGUUCUGGUGGUGGACCCGUACGUAUUCAGAAGGAAAACAGCAAGCAGGUCACCUUUAUCAGCCCGGUCAAGAUGAACACGCGGAGAGGACGGCCUCGCAAGGCCUAGUCACCGCCUGCUCUUCACGACUCGGCCUGUACCAUCUUAAGCCGCAGUUUUGCUGCGCAAGCAACAUUCAACUACAUUCAACACACCUCACUGUUUUAACACCAUACUUGAUUUUAUUACACAUUAUUAUUACUUUGAUUAAAGCCGAGCGUCGUGAGACGUGCUCGGGUGACAAAAUAUUGGUUGGGAUACCUUGGCUUUGAUUCAUAUCUUGGAGCGCGGAUUGAUUGGCGUUUAUCGGCGUACCUCUGGAACAUUUACACAUUGGAGGCCUGUUUUCUUCUUUUUUUUGCUUGUGUUCAUAUUAGAAGCUUUUGGUUUUUGCGACGCGGGCGAGCUGAGUUGGUCUGGUGUACCAUUCUUAGCCUGCUACCUGAAGAGGUGAAGCCGUAGCUCUACUC